CUGCCAUUUUAAGGUGAACAAAGCGGAGGAGGCGGCGGCAGAUCUGCUUACGGCGGUACCCUCGGGGCGGGGGCGGGCCCCGGGCUCCGCCACCAUGUUCAGCAAGAAGCCCUACGACAGCCCCCCGAUGGGUUACGGCCCCCCCACCAGCUACGGCCCCCCCACGGGCUACGGGGCCCCCACGGGCGAUUACGGCUACGACUACGGGGCCCGCUCGCCGCCGCCGGGCUCCUACUACAUCGAGGACGUGCCGCAGCACUUCUACAAGUGGUCGUCGCCGCCGGGCGUGGUGAGGAUCCUGGAGGCCGCGGUCAUCCUGCUCUGCAUCGCCAUCUUCGCCUGCGUGGCCUCCACCCUGGCCUGGGAGUACGGCUACGGCUUCGGGGGGCUCUACGGCAACGGCCUGGGGGGUUACUACGGCUCCGGCUACUACGGCAGCGGGCUGAACUACGGGUACGGCUACGGGGGGUACUACGGCGGCGUCACCAACCCGCGGGCGGCCAACGGCUUCAUGAUCGCCAUGGCCGUGCUCUGCUUCCUGGCCCAGCUGGGGCUCUUCGUGGCCGGCGUCAGCAAGUCCAGCAGCACCCGCUCGCGCCGCUUCUACCUGGUGGUGCUGGUGGUGAGCGCGGUGCUGGCCCUGGCCAUGCUCAUCGCCUCCAUCGUCUACGUCGUGGGCGUCAACCCCCAGGCGCAGAUGACGGGCAGCUACUACUACAACCCCCUGCUGACCAUGUGCAGCCAGAUCUACAGCGGCAGCACCUACCUCAACCAGUACCUGUACCACUACUGCACCGUGGACCCCCAGGAGGCUGUGGCCAUCGUCUGCGGGUUCCUCAUCGUCAUCCUCCUCUGCCUCAUCUGCUUCUUCGCUCACAAGACGCGGAGCAAGAUCUGGAAAUACGGAAAACCAAACAUCUACUGGGACAAGGUGCCGGUGGCCCAGGAGGGUCCCAACGUGGAGGAGUGGUGCCCCCACGCCGGAGACGCUUCAGUGGAAGGACUGGAGUGGGGGGGCGACAGAGCCAGGGGUCCCAGCCUGGCUGGUCCCAUCUCCCACCGCCUCCUGCCUGAGCCUUCCGACAUCUGA
This is a messenger RNA of Corapipo altera (White-ruffed manakin), 1090 nucleotides long. RefSeq names its product occludin-like. Gene Ontology annotation, molecular function: cis-regulatory region sequence-specific DNA binding. Gene Ontology annotation, biological process: snRNA transcription by RNA polymerase II; positive regulation of transcription elongation by RNA polymerase II. The record is from RefSeq and is a predicted model, not a curated record. Lineage: Eukaryota; Metazoa; Chordata; Aves; Passeriformes; Pipridae. Gene Ontology annotation, cellular component: membrane; transcription elongation factor complex.